Spinacia oleracea (spinach) is the source of this 1237-nucleotide messenger RNA. RefSeq lists its product as uncharacterized. NCBI's taxonomy places the organism in Eukaryota, Viridiplantae, Streptophyta, Magnoliopsida, Caryophyllales, Amaranthaceae. The transcript is spliced from 2 exons. The record is from RefSeq and is a predicted model, not a curated record. The coding region runs from base 262 to 747 and encodes 161 amino acids.
AAAUAUGGAGUACUUCAUUUAAUUACCAAGUUUAUAUUCCCUUUUUUUUUUCUUCUUAUCUCCAAGAAAAAUCAGUCACGCAGAAAAACCCAGGAAAAAAAAAACACCCAAUGAAAUCCCCAAAUCUUCAACCACAUCCACCGUAACUCUUCUUCCCUCCCUUUUUUUAGUUUCCCGAUCAUCAAUCAAAAACCCUAAUUUCAUCUUAAAAUUUCCAAAACCCCAAAACUUCCACGAAUUAGGGUUUCCAAAUUGGUCCAAAUGAAGGUCCACCCAGCACCAAAGAAGCGAAACAUAGCCUUACGAUACGACAUCGCAUCAUCACAGUCGGCAACAACUCCUUGUAGAGGCCAGAAGAAGCUUCGAAGACUCCCCCACAUCUUUGCGAAGGUUCUAGAACUACCCUUCUGUUCCGACGCCGACGUCGACAUCGAAGAAACAGUCAAUUUCUUCAAAUUCACGGUGUUUGACACGGAUGUGGCCUCCGAUGUGGUGGCGGAUACGGUUGAGAUACACCCAGGUGUCACGAAGAUAGUGGUCCGCAGUAAUUCGAUUGCUGACGUUGCGAUGACGGGGCUCGAGCUCGAUUUAUGGCGGUUUCGGUUGCCGGAGUGUACUAAACCCGAGCUGGCAACUGCAACAUACGACGGUGGCGAUUUGGUGGUGGUAGUUCCUAAGGAAGAAGAGGAGAGAGAAAAUGGGAGGGAGGUUGUUUGGGGUGAGGGCAAUCUGGUCCUUGUACAGUGAAAAAAUGGCAAAAACAUGGGAAAGUCAUUGCAUCACGGCUCUGUUACCUGGACUCCUCAUUUUAUCUCAAAUACCCGUGUCGGAUCUUCGACACUCAAACAUGGGUACGGGCUUCAGUUUUCUAUUCUUGUUUGUUGAAUUAGCUAUUCUGUAUUAAUAUGGGUUCUUACUUCUUAGUGAAUCUUGUUUGUCUCUCACUUUUUGGGCAGAUGACUCUACUGACAGUGGUGUAUCAGUGUAUGUGUGUGAUCUUCCUUUAAAACAAUAAAAAGAAUAAGCCUUGAUACGUGUGUGGGGUUAUGAAACGAACUCUUUUGUACAGAUUGUUUUGUGGGUAAAAUCUUUGUGAGAUAUGGACAUAAACAGGGCGUGGGGGGAUCAGAUUCUGUCUGUAAUGGGUCCGAUAGAUGAAAUUUUGGAGGGAACUUUUUAUCAGUGGAUGUUAUACUGAAUUACUGAUGCAUUGUAUCUAUACCAUCUUUCGACUUUA